Adineta steineri is the source of this 1977-nucleotide messenger RNA. The record is from the annotation of a GenBank genome assembly. Lineage: Eukaryota; Metazoa; Rotifera; Eurotatoria; Adinetida; Adinetidae.
AUGUUUACACAAUCAUAUGAAUGGCGACAAACACAAACACAUUGUGAUCAAUCUUAUAUUUCUAAUCAAACAAUUAAAAUACCUAUGAAUGGAGAUAAACUUAAAUGUGUGACUAAUUCAUCUGCUUGUGGCAAUUAUAUCCCAUUGAGUGUUAAUGGUUAUUGUACAGAUUUUAGUACAUUGACUGAUUCAAGCUCAAGUCAAAUAUCAGAUAUAGAAGAGAUCACUAUGGAUUCAAAAUUUUGUGUAGCUUAUCAAGGUGCAACAUGGCCUGGAAUUAUCUUAUUAGGUUGGUAUGUAGAUAGCGCAAAAUGGUCACUCGGCUGUUGUGUUGAUUUAACAGUAAGAUCAGAUGGAUUUAUUAAUACACCACCAAUUGCUACAGUUAUUUCACCUAUUCGAGUACCGACAAAUACUUUAACUAAUAUAAUUAUUCCAGUUACAGAUGCUGAUAAUGAUACUCUACUUUGUCGUUGGGCUAUGAAUGUAUCGUUAUUUGAUGAAUGUGGCGAUAUCUGUGGGGAAGUUCCAGGCAGUACACUUAUUGCUGAGAACUGUACAUUGAUAUUCAAUAGUACAGGAAAACAGGCAGGCGAUUUCUAUGCAGUUGCUUUAAUGGUUGAAGAUUUUGAUAAUGAAACAAAUGGUACUGCUUUGAGUAGUGUUCCUAUACAAUUCUUAAUUCAAAUUAUUGCUUUACCUACUUGUUAUUCAAAACCAAUAAUUACUUCAAAUGCAUCAACAAAUACAAUUAUUCCAGUUGGAGUUUCAUAUACAUUCACUCUAACAAUUAAAUCAGGUUGCCCAGAUGUAUCAAUUGUUGAUUACUUUCGAGCACCACCAUUAAAUAUGCGUAAAAGUAAUAUAACAUUCAAUGGAAUAAACAAUGUAUCAUCCGUAACUGAAACCUGGACACCAUCAAGUGAUCAAAUUGGAUCUCAAACUUAUUGUUCUAUAGCAACUGACAGUGUUUCGAUACAAUCAGAUAUAUAUUGUUUAACAUUAAUUGUCGGUCCUAGUACUAAUCAAAAUAAUACUACUCCUAACACAAGUAAUUCGAAUACUACAGCAAGUUAUACUGAAGAUACUGAUGAUUAUACUACAUAUUUUACUACGGAUAUAUCAACUUCAAGUACUCAAACUACAACAACUACGACUACUACAACAACAGAAACAUCUACAACUACGACUAGUGCUACUACUACAACAUCAACAACUACGACUAGUACUACCACGACAACAACAACAGCGACAACUACAACGAGUGCGACUACGACAACAACAACUAGUACAACAUCAACAACAACAACCAGUACAACAUCAACUACUGCGACUACUACAACAUCUACAACUACAACUAGUACAACAUCAACGUCAACAACUUCAACUAGUACAACGACAUCAACAACAACAGCUACAACCACAACGACUACUGCACAAGAAUAUGUUACAGUUAUCGUAUCUGAUUCAACAAAAGAUAAUUCAGGAAUACUUGGAUUAGGACUUGGUCUUGGUUUACCGUUGGUUUUGGCUUUUGCAGCAUUAACUUUCUAUGCCUUGUAUCGGAGACAAUCUAUGCCUCCUAGUGUUGAACUUUUUGAGAGUGUUGAAACUUCUAUUAAUCAACCUGAAUCCAUCGAAAAAUUGUCUGAAAAUAAUAACAAUUCUUUAAGUGAUGCAACUGAUGAUCGUCAAGAAUACAAAAGUACUACUAAUGAAAAUUUAACAAAUCCAGAACCACAAUUACUCAAUGUAAAUUCUUUUACAGCUGUAUCAAUUUCAGAUUUUGAAUUACACGGUUUGCAAAGAACAACAGCGGCAUCAUUAUUCUCAUCACCAAUAUGUGACCUUCCAAAUGAUAAUGUUCAACAUACACAACAAUUUUCAUUAGAUAUGAAUAAUUUUCAACCAACUGGCUCGAUUCUUGUUCGUGCUUAUACCCAACAAGGAAAAGACAAUUCCAUUAAUUCUUCAUAA